This is a messenger RNA of Anoplopoma fimbria (sablefish), 2201 nucleotides long. It is a transcript of the gene dusp22a, whose product is annotated as dual specificity phosphatase 22a. The record is from RefSeq and is a predicted model, not a curated record. Gene Ontology annotation, cellular component: cytosol. Gene Ontology annotation, molecular function: protein tyrosine/serine/threonine phosphatase activity. Bases 319 to 945 code for a protein of 208 amino acids. Gene Ontology annotation, biological process: transforming growth factor beta receptor signaling pathway; positive regulation of JNK cascade; regulation of cell population proliferation. NCBI's taxonomy places the organism in Eukaryota, Metazoa, Chordata, Actinopteri, Perciformes, Anoplopomatidae. The transcript is spliced from 7 exons.
GGCACAGCUGAGUUCAAGGCAACAUGCUGUGAUGUCACUUACCGGAUGAACCCGCAGCUGCAGUUGUUUCACGUCAAAACAAUCCGGAAGAUGAUACAGCAUGAAGGAACUGCUGCUGGACCUUUGAAGCUUAGUUGUUUUAAGGGCGGUAGUGGAACUUAAACAUGUUCUCGGGUAGAAGACAAACAUAGCGACUCAGGUGAAGGUUGUGCACGGUUUUAUAAGUCUGAAAACAGUAAAGUCGCGGGAUUUGGACUCAAAGUCCAUGUUAAAAUAUCCUAGCAGUGUUAGCUCACCGCAGACUGGUACAGAGGCAUCAUGGGAAACGGAAUGAACAAGGUUGUCGAUGGGCUCUACCUUGGGAACAUAAGAGAUGCAGAAAACAGAGAAAGCCUUUCUAAGAAUGGCAUCACCCACAUCCUGUCGGUGUACAACAAUGCUAAACCUAUGUUUGAGGACAUGACGUAUCUUUGUAUUCAUGCAGCUGAUGCUUCCAGCCAGAACCUAUUACAGCAUUUUAAAGAGUGCAUCAGCUUCAUCCAUGAAUGUCGCCUGAAUGGUGGAUCUUGUCUCGUUCACUGCCUCGCAGGUGUGUCCCGCAGCACUACCAUGGUGGUGGCCUACCUGAUGACUGUCACCCACUACAGCUGGGAUGAGUGUCUGUCUGCAGUCAAGGCUGUUCGCUCCUUUGUCGGCCCAAACUAUGGCUUCCAGCAGCAGCUGCAGGAGUACCAGACGACACAAGUCUCAGAGUACCGAACAUGGUUACGGUCCAGUUUCCGUCCCAGUCCAUUCAAUGACCAGGAGCAGGUGGGUUCCCUGCUGAGCCAGUACACAGAGCAACAAGAGAGCCAGAGGAGAGGAGCAGACCGACGCUGGAUAAAUCAGGAUAUGGUUGUCUCUGCUCUGCCGUCAGAACCAGCCGAUCCUGAAGGCAGCAGCUGAAACAUGGGCUGCUGAUCAUGCUAAAGUCCUGCCAAAGGCUGUCAGUAAAUGGCAGUAUCAUUCUGUACUCAAUUCCAAAUCAACCCCAAGUCGUAUCCAAAUUUAAGGCCUUUGUACAACUCUGAAAGCAUAAGAUGAAAUAUCUACCAUACUUCAAUUACAGCUGUCUAAUCAUUUUAAUCAAUGGUUGAUUUUGAAUUGGGCUACAGACUCUUAUCGACUACCAGUUCCUUCCUUUGUUCCCUUAACUAAGCACAGUCACAACAGGUGUGCUUUUCUGACGCCUUACUCAAAACCCCUCAGCACCUUAGCCAUGAUGAAUAAACCACACUCCCAUGUGCACUCUUUACACCUGCAUUGUUCAGUUUGGUAGCCUUAAAUAAGUGACUGAUUAUGCUGCCUUAAAGAAACAAUUUGUCUCCAAUUAUGUGGAUGUCUAGUCUAAACUGGUGGACAAUGAAAUCCCCAUAAAUGUUACUCUGACAUGUACCAGUUUGUUUCCUGUCCAGGCUCUUAAUGGUUCACUCUUUGAUCAACACUGAAGCUGGGGAAGUUGGCAUGGUGAAAACACUAUUGACAUUUUAUUUACCAGUAAAAUAUACAGUAACCAAAUAAUGGUUACGGUGUUGUUAGCAAAUACGCUUUUUCACUUCCAUAUGUAUUGAUAGUGGUGGUCAGCUGGGGGAGGGAAAAGCUGUGAGUUGACUCUGUUAGUUCCGGGCAACUCUGUCUCAGCCAACAAACCUGCUGCUGAGUUAUCUCUGAGAGGACAGAAGAAAAAAGUAAAACAGCCAAACACUCUGUAGUUUGUCUACCAUCAACUGUUGUCAAAUGAGGUUUGAGUCAUUUGUGUGUUAACUAGGCAGCUUCAGUUGUAGAGAACAUGGGUUUAUACCAUGGCCAUUUGAGGACAUGCAACUAGGAGUAACACCUGGAGUAAGUUUAAAAAAUGGUAAAAUAUUCCUUUAAGUAACACAUAGCAGUUUUAAUUGUGAAGCUACAUAAAGUGUUGCUGAAUUAAACUACAACUACAUAUGAAGAAUCUCUGCUGUCCAAAUGCGAAAGUCUUCCUGAUUUUACUGAAGCUCUGAUUUAUCUUUUUAUCGUGACAAAGCUGAUUCAUACAUUAUGUGUGUUAUAGAUUAAUGGAUAUAGCUAAUCUUUUAAUUGUGUAUUUAUGGUGUUUUUUUUGUUUGUGUUUUAUAAUAAAAUGCAGUGGUUGACAAAAAAAAAUGGAAAUGCCAAUAAAUCUGUAC